This is a messenger RNA of Cucumis sativus (cucumber), 718 nucleotides long. RefSeq lists its product as uncharacterized. Bases 67 to 492 code for a protein of 141 amino acids. The record is from RefSeq and is a predicted model, not a curated record. NCBI's taxonomy places the organism in Eukaryota, Viridiplantae, Streptophyta, Magnoliopsida, Cucurbitales, Cucurbitaceae. The transcript is spliced from 3 exons.
GGCCGCAACUCAAACAUUUGUCCACUUGUCUGUUAAUAAUUGGCCGAAUGGGCAGUAAAAAGCCGCAUGCAUUUUUUUAUUGGGCAAAUAAAAAAUAUAUAUAUAUAUAAUCCCGAAAUUCUCAUCUUCUUCCCCCCACAAACUCUCCGAUUCAGCCGCGUCUCAGCCUCUUCGAUCCGCUUCCUCCGCCGAUAUUCAUCAAUGGCUCCGUCCUCCAACCUUAGUCGAUGGCUGAGGCCUGAGGUUUACCCUCUUUUCGCGGCGGUAGGAGUGGCCGUCGGAAUCUGUGGAUUUCAGUUAAUCCGUAACAUCUGCAUCAAUCCUGAAGUCAGAAUCAGAGUUACCAAGGAGAAUAGGGCUGCUGGAGUGUUGGAUAACUUUGCUGAGGGAGAGAAGUAUUCUGAACAUUUCCUGAGGAAAUUCGUACGCAACAAGUCCCCAGAAAUUAUGCCAUCAAUCAACAACUUUUUCACUGACCCAAAUCGAAACUAAGAAGGCUAUGAAUGAAUUACACAUUAGAUUGGAUGUAGAUUUGAAUUUGAAUUUGAAUUGUUGGUGGGUUGGUGGCUGUAAAAGUUUAAACUAUGCUCUGCUUUUACGUUUGCUUUUAUUGUUCAUUUGAGAAAGUUUGAAAAACAAUGGAUCGAUAAAAAAUAAACCAUUCUGAUCCAAAAUUUAAUUUCAGAUAUCAUGAAAUUCUGACUUUCAUCUUUGCACA